Arachis ipaensis is the source of this 1584-nucleotide messenger RNA. The record is from RefSeq and is a predicted model, not a curated record. NCBI's taxonomy places the organism in Eukaryota, Viridiplantae, Streptophyta, Magnoliopsida, Fabales, Fabaceae.
AUGAGAUACGAUGAAACGCAAGACCCUCUGGAGCAUCUAACGGCCUUCGAGGCCAGGAUGAACUUAGAAGGAGUGGAAGACGAGGUAAGAUGUCGCGCCUUCCCGGUCACCCUGGCGGGACCUGCAAUACGGUGGUUCAAUAACCUUCUGCAGGGCUUGGUGACCCAAUUCUCCGACAUCAGCCAUGCCUUCCUGGCUCAGUUCACGACCAGGAUCGCCAAAGCCAAGCACCCGAUCAAUUUGCUAGGGGUGACCCAGAGAGCCGGGGAACCGACCAGGAAAUACUUGGAUCGUUUCAACGACGAAUGCUUGGAAAUUGAUGGUCUGACGAACUCGGUGGCGAGUUUGUGUUUGACGAACGGGCUCCUGAAUGAGGACUUCAGGAAGCACCUUACCACACAAGCCCAUCUGGACAAUGUAGGAGAUCCAAUAGCAGAGAAGGGGAUACUGUCGAAACCCCGACCUCUGAAGGACAGGACGGGGGGAAACAAGAGCCUCUACUGUGAAUAUCACAAGGGAUACGGGCACAAAACCCAAGACUGCUUCGACCUGAAAGACGCCCUGGAGCAGGCAAUCAGGGAUGGAAAACUUGCCGACUUCUCCCAUCUUAUAAGGGAGCCGAGGAGACGCAAUCGGGAUCACGAAAGCGAAAACAGGUCCCGACCGACAAGACGACGCCAAGAACCAGAGGGGGACGACCAAGGUCUCACGGUGGUGAACGUAGUAACAGAGAGGAUCUCCGCCCCAAGGUCAAAAUCGGCACAGAAAAAAGAUGCCAAGGUCUUCGCGGUCUCCUCCUCGUCUGCUAGAAGUUCCCGGGGACUCCCACCCAUCUCCUUCGGCCCCGAAGACCAAUGGUUCGACGAGGUGCCGGAAAGUUCCCCCAUGGUCAUCACGACCAGAGUCGGAACCGGCCUUGUCAAGCGGAUCCUGGUGGACACGGGGGCAGACUCGAACAUCAUGUUUCGAAACGUUUUUGAUGCCCUGGGACUACGAGAUGCCGAUCUGGCGACCCACCAGCAUGGUGUGGUAGGGUUGGGAGACCACUUCAUCAAGCCGGAUGGAAUCAUCUCACUCCCGACCUCCGUGGGACAAGGGCAGAGGCGAAGGACGGUGAUGGCCGAUUUUGUGAUUUUACGAGAUUCCACAGCUUACAAUAUCAUCUUGGGGAGAAAAACCAUCAACGACCUGGGGGCAGCUAUUAGUACGAAGCUGCUCGUGAUGAAGUUUGUUGCUGAUGACGGAUCUGUAGGAUCCAUCAGAGGAGAUUUGGAAACGGCGGUCGCCUGCGACCACGCCAGCCUCUCUCUCAGGAAAAAGUCCAAAGAAGCAUCGGGGGUCUUCCUCACCGACCUGGACGCCAUGGUAGAUGACAAGCCCAGACCUGAGCCGGAAGGGGAUUUCGAAAAAUUUAGGGUCGGUGAUGGGGACGAGAAGUUCACCCGACAUGCCAGGGAUAGAUCCCUAGCUCAUGUCACACCAUCUGGCCGUCAAACUGGAAGCCAAGCCAGUGGCCCAGAGGAAGAGAAAGAUGUCACAGGAAAGGGCAGAGGAGGUGGCCAGGCAGGCGGCCAGCCUCCUUGA